Phyllostomus hastatus (greater spear-nosed bat) is the source of this 1043-nucleotide messenger RNA. RefSeq lists its product as uncharacterized. The coding region runs from base 293 to 931 and encodes 212 amino acids. The record is from RefSeq and is a predicted model, not a curated record. NCBI's taxonomy places the organism in Eukaryota, Metazoa, Chordata, Mammalia, Chiroptera, Phyllostomidae. The transcript is spliced from 3 exons.
AGAUCUGGGUUACCGCACUGGGCCGCGGGGCGCCGCUGCGGGCCCGGAAACGCCUCCCCCUCGCCCGGCGCCCCGCUCUUUGCUACCCCGCUCGCUCCGGCCGUCCGUCCAGCGCGCAGCCCCGAGCCCGAGCCCCGCCCCGCGCGACCCCAGCGCCGACCCGCGGCGGGCCCGGGCGCCCAGGCUGCGCUAGGCCGCCUUAGUAGCGCCUUGGCAUCUGACUCCGCGGCAGCCCCGGGGUAGCUUCAAGCUCCCAUUUACAGACGCGAAAUCAACCAGAGACAGAGGAUAGAUGCCGGGCCAGAGCGGGCACAGGACGACCUGCUUUCUGAGGACGAACCCUCCACCAGUAACAGGCCUCUCCGGGUCGCUGCUCUCUCCAGGACAGCGCCCCUGCUUUCAGCUGGCUGGCUCCAUGUGUGGAGGCGGCAGAAGAGCCCAAGCAGACCCAAAACAAGUGCGAGAGGAAGGAGCCAGAAGCAGUGCCUGUUGGCCAGGCCAAGAGCCCAAGGAGACCCUGUUGAGAAGGAAGAGCCAGCUGCAUAGAGGCCUGGGUUGUGGGCUGGCAGUUAGGGGAGGUGCUGCCGUUUUCUGUGGAGGCCUUCAGCCUCUUCUCACUCUUCUAAGCCCAUGGAAACCCCGUGGGAAUGCUUUCCACAGCUCCCCCUGUGCUGCCUUGGGAGACUUCUCCCUGGCCCUCGGUGGAGGAGGCAGAGCUCAGGACAGAGCCAGUCCUCUCCAAAGAGAGCCCCCCCAAGGUGACCUGUCCCUGCUGGCCCUGAGACUCCUGCCCCCAGCCAGGGUUGUCCUGUGUCAGUCUGACCACUUCCAUAGACUCAAUCCUGGACAUGGGGAGGCAAACCUUCAAAGGGUGGUCAGGCUGGCCUGCAGGAAGGAUGGCACCAGAAGUGACAGCUACUACCACCACUGAGGGUGGUAUGUGUUGAGCUCCUAUUCAGGGUCAAAAGAACUUUAUCAGCCCUGGCUGGUGUGGCUCAGUGGAUUGAGUGCCGGCCUGUGAACCAAAGGGUCACCAGUUUGAU